Symbiodinium sp. CCMP2592 is the source of this 939-nucleotide messenger RNA. The record is from the annotation of a GenBank genome assembly. Lineage: Eukaryota; Dinophyceae; Suessiales; Symbiodiniaceae.
AUGGAAGUGGAAGUCCUCAGCGUCUCUGGCGCGGCUCCCGAUCAGGUGGUGUCCAUCCGGGCCGGUGGCCAGCGCAAGCAAGCCGCCGUCUCUUCGCUGGGCCAGGGCAUACCAUUUCGCCUUGCCUCGGGGCCCACUGGCGUGAACCCCUUCCGCAUUGACAUCCUCAAACAGGUCGGCUCCGCACGCUUGGCGGUGCGUCCCGGUGAAGGCAACUAUUCCAUCGAAGUGAAGGAUGCUGGAGAGGGCGGCGAGCCCGUCCGAGUGGGCUUCGCCGUGCGUGCCCUGGGACCCAAGAAAGGCGAGCAAGUCGAAGCUCCGCCUUCGGAACGGCCGAAGGUCCGAUCUCGGGGCGCUUCGAAUGCCCUGCCCAUGAAGGAGGAAGAGGAGAAGCGCUUCCUCUCUCAAACUGCCGUGGCCAAAGAGUAUUUGGAAGCGCAUGAGCUCUUGCCUUUCGUCCGUGCCCUCCUCCAGACUGUCAUCCGCGACCGUCCGCUGGACCCGUACAGCUUCAUUGCAGAACAGUUUCGCCUAGCUGCAGCUGCGUUCAAGCCAACACAGCCCGCACCAGGAUUUGCGGCGGCUGCCGAUGCGUACGUCGACCCGCAAUUGGAAAAGGAGACAGGACCCGAUCCCCCGAAGCUGCCGAAGUCCGACGAGACCGUCGGCCCCCCCGAGAUACCCAAGGCCGUGCUAGCGCCGUGCAGGCCGCAAGGAGACGGAGAGGAGCCAGCUGCAGAUGGCGCUGACGUGGAAGGGCUUCGACUGAGGAUUCGCGAUGUCCUGGGCCAGGCCGCCGAGGAUGGGACGUUGGCAGCUUCCCUGAGCCAGGUGGAGCCCCCCGCGGCGCCGUUUGCGCCGAAGGCCGCGGAGCCGCUGGUCAUCCGGCGCUUGAAAGCGGUAGUACAUGACAACACUGUAUCUGCGUUGGAGUGCUGA